This is a messenger RNA of Symbiodinium sp. CCMP2592, 927 nucleotides long. The record is from the annotation of a GenBank genome assembly. Lineage: Eukaryota; Dinophyceae; Suessiales; Symbiodiniaceae.
AUGCUCCGAUAUUUGGGUCGCUGCUGCAGCGGCCUUUGCGGCACUGAGCGGCGAGAACCCAGCCCGGUGUCGAAGUUGGCGUCCGUGCCUCUGGCCGGGCAGGAUGUGCGGAUGCCGCAGGCACCACCGCCACCACCACCGCGUCUGGCUCCCACACCUGCGGACCUUGAGGCUUUGGAGAAAGUCGCUCGAUGGAUUCAUCCAGGAGAUGGGUGGCUCCCACCUUUGGUGGAGGUGCCCAUGCACCUGGCCGGAGUACCACAGCUGGAGCUUCUUGUGAAACCGCCCUCGGUUGAAGCGCUGUGGGAGUGGUACGAGGAGCGCGGACUGCUUGACGGAGAUCCGAGCUGGGCUCACGUUUGGCCAUCAUCUGCCGCUCUCGGCGCUCUCCUGGCGGGCCGACCCCAGCUCGUUGAAGACAAGCGGGUCGCCGAGCUUGGCGCCGGCUUGGGCCUUUGCGGCCUCGUCUCGGCCGCAGUGGGGGCACGCACGGUGCUGCUGUUGGACCGUGAGCCCAGGGCGCUACAUUGUGCUGUGGCUUCUGCAGAGCUCGGCAAACUGGCGGUGCAGGAGGUUGGCGCGGCUUGCGGCGUGCAGGCCGCCGUCUACGACUGGGAUGCGCCUCAGAAUUUCAGGGAGCCUGUAGAUGUCCUCUACGACGUUACAGCCUCAAAGGCACUGGCUGCAGCCUCUUUGUGCCUGCUUCGUGGAGAGGCUGGUGACACUGAGCGCCGCCUCCGCGCCGGCUGCAGUAUAUUGGUGACAGAUCCUGUGCGCGAGCGCAUUACUGGGGCCCGCGAAGCCUUCGCAGGCGCACUGCGCGAGGCCGGGGCGACCGUUGAGAUUAGCAAGGUCAAGCCGCCCAACCUUGGAGAGGGCUUAGAAGAUCAGGAUGCGGUGGUCCUUGUUGAGGCACGCUGGCCAUAG